Molecule: messenger RNA, 744 nt
Organism: Zea mays
Lineage: Eukaryota; Viridiplantae; Streptophyta; Magnoliopsida; Poales; Poaceae
Product: 50S ribosomal protein L31, chloroplastic-like
Exons: 2
Coding region: 59-451 (130 amino acids)
Biological process (GO): translation
Cellular component (GO): ribosome
Molecular function (GO): structural constituent of ribosome
Source: RefSeq, marked provisional
GGAAGGAAAGAACAUAGGCAGCCGAAGCGACUGUCGCGAGGCAAGGCCAUCGUCCGCCAUGACGCUCUCCCUCUCCACCUCUUUCCUCCCCAUCCCCGCCGCCGCGAGGACCACCGCCCGCACCCUACGCUCCGUCGUCCCCUCCCAGGGGAUGCGCUGCUCGAUGCGCAAGAAGGGGUUGCACCCGGAGAUCUACGAGGACGCGAAGGUGUACUGCAACGGCGAGCUGGUGCUGGUGACGGGGGGCACCAAGCCGGAGUACACGGUGGACGUGUGGUCCGGAAACCACCCCUACUAUGUCGGCGACACCUCGGCGCUCGUGGUCAUGGACAGCCAGAUCGAGAAGUUCCGCAAGAAGUGGGGCCACAUCAAGGAGUACUGGCCCGAGGACCAGUGGAGGGAGAUGCACCCAGACGGCGACCCGGAGUUCGAGCCCGAGGGGGACAACUGAUUGAUGGCUCCCCGUCUUCCUCACCCGGUGCGUGGUCACCGGUCCAGUUUACAUUUGCCCUCUUGAAUGGAAUCGAGACUCUGUCUGUUCGCAUUGCUCUCCAGGUGUUCGGUUAAUGUUCGGAAUGGAAAAUGUACAAUUACUACUACUUCACGAGAUAGGGUCUUGUUGAUCAUGGGCCCCCAAAUACAAUGUGCUUUCUGCAAUGCACUCUAGGGUAGGAUGGUAUUGAUCAAACAAGCAAAUGAUCCUGGUUCGAGGAAAUGGAUAUUUCUCACUAGGAGUAUACGCUG